Echinops telfairi (small Madagascar hedgehog) is the source of this 1451-nucleotide messenger RNA. RefSeq names its product transcription factor 24 (gene TCF24). The transcript has 3 exons. NCBI's taxonomy places the organism in Eukaryota, Metazoa, Chordata, Mammalia, Afrosoricida, Tenrecidae. The record is from RefSeq and is a predicted model, not a curated record. The coding region runs from base 1 to 348 and encodes 115 amino acids. Gene Ontology annotation, biological process: regulation of transcription by RNA polymerase II; developmental process. Gene Ontology annotation, molecular function: RNA polymerase II transcription regulatory region sequence-specific DNA binding; protein dimerization activity; DNA-binding transcription factor activity, RNA polymerase II-specific.
AUGGGGAAAUCAGUUGGCUCGGGCCGCGUGCAGACCCUGCGGCACGCCUUCCUGGAGCUGCAGCGCACGCUGCCGUCCGUGCCGCCCGACACCAAGCUGUCCAAGCUGGACGUGCUGCUGCUGGCCACCACCUACAUCGCCCACCUCACCCGGAGCCUGCAGGACGACCCCGAAACGCCGGCGGACCCCGGGCUGGGCGCCCUGCGCGGCGAAGGCUACCUGCACCCGGUCAAGAAAUGGCCCAUGCGAUCAAGGUUAUACAUCGGUGCCACUGGUCAGUUUUUGAAGCAUUCCGUCUCUGGAGAAAAAGCUAAUCACGGCAGCACUCCAGCUGAUUCCCAGCCGUAGACGCGCCUGUGGCAGGGACUGAAAGGGAUUGUUUUCAAACAGUAUGAAAUAACUAUAUUGUAUCAGCCACGUCAAGCAUUGUUUCUCAGUUUCUAUGCGAAUGCAUAGUUGGAUGUUGGGAUUUAUCUAAGUCAAUGUGGAAUGAAAGCUUCACUCUCGUGUAAGACAUACAGUUUAUCCAGUUUGAGUGCACAGUAGUCACAACCAAAGAGGGCAGAAGGAGCUGUAUGCGUGGGGGGAGGAGAUACAUAAAAGCCAAAGAAUUGUGCAUAUGUCCAAAGAAUUCAUACCUUUUUUGUAAUGUGUCUAUUAUAAACCCAAAAGCUGAUUAUUGAUCGUUUUCCUAGUUGUUGUUUUUCCUCCAGGGUGUGUUUGUAAUACAUCAGCUUCCAUUUUUGUGAAAAAGCCUGUGUUUCUAGUUGCUCCGAGAAGAUCUUUCUCUUGAAAGGCACAGAAUCAGCCUUUGUAUUGUAGCCGAAUCUGCUGUGGCCCCUGAAGAUGCAGUGUCUUCUCCACGUUCAUGCCUGCAGGGGCCUCAAGGGAGCCCCCAGGGACCCUCCUCAGUCAGACUUUGACCAGGUUUCUUCUUUCCCCCGUCAGCUCCUGUUCACAGAGCCUCACUUUGCCAUUAUAAAAUGAGAGAAAUCCUCCUAGAGUGGGUAGCUUUGGCACUGACCCGAGGACAGAGAGUGACCGCCCCCACCCCGAGUCUGCCCCAGUAUGAGCCACCACCAGGGAAGGCCACCCCACCUUGGGCGCCAAGUGCCCAGGAAGCAGCACCGCCACCCCUGUGCACCCUCGUUUCCCUCAGGACGGAUGCUUCUUAGGGAACACUGGACGCCAAAACCACACGUCUCUCGUAUUGUGUUUUUGCUGACCUGGUCAGGACAAUCAUUACAUUUUUGAUUGAUUUUCCUCAGUUGCUCUCCACCUUCGUUUCCUCUCAGCGUUGACAGUGAAUUUCUGAAGUACAAGGGAAACCUGUGAUUCAGUUGAUUCAGGAGAAUAGGACCCUUAUGUUGUGACUCCUAUCUGAUAGUGCCAUUUUUAUUACUUUUAAUGUGAAUACACUCCUUAUAAUGUGACCAAAGCAUGUCUGUUUA